AUGAGUACACAUUUUGUAUCACUAAAGGGCGACCGACCAAGUAACGAAGAUUGUCAUAAUAUUAUUCUUGAAUUAAAUUCAGACAAUAGAGAUGUUGCAAAAGUUAAUUAUUAUGGAAUUUAUGAUGGUCAUGGUGGCAAAUUUGUUUCGAAAUUUCUUAUGGAAAAUCUCCCACAAUUUUUUAUGUCAUCAAAAGUACAAUAUCCACUAAACAGAGAUUAUGUUAACAAUGUUUAUGACAAAAUCAAAAAUGUGUUGUUUACAAAGUAUGAAAAAGAAUCUAUGGAAUGCGGGUCAACGUGUUUAGUUGUAUGUCACUUUAAAGAUUCAAAUACUAAUCACGAAUUUUUGAACAUAAUGAAUACAGGUGACUCAAGAGCAGUUUUAUGUAGAAAUAGCAUCGCAUAUCCUUUAACAAGAGACCAUAAACCGGAUUGGCCUGAUGAGACCAACAGAAUAACAAAAUUGGGCGGGCAGAUUAGAAAAGACGGUGGUGUGUAUAGAAUUAAUGAUCUUUCUGUAUCAAGGGCUUUUGGUGAUAAAGAGUCAAGUAAGUAUGUCACUCACAGACCAGAUAUGUAUAAAUACACAUUAACAAAAAGAGACAAAUUUAUGAUCAUUGCAUGUGACGGACUAUGGGAUGUAAUUUCGUCACAAGAUGCGGUAAACAUGGUUUUAAGGAUGUGUUACGACUCCGAUAAAAAAAGAAUCAAUCAAAAAAUAAAUAUAUCAUCGAAAUUAGCAGAAAAAGCAAUAGAACUUGAUUCAGGUGAUAAUGUUACAUGUAUUGUUAUUCAACCGUGUUCUUUUAAUUCGGAAUCAAGAUCUAAUAUAAAAAUACCACAUCCUAACGAAAACGAAAAAAUUAUUGAUGUUUUUGGAAACAGUUGUUAUGCAUAUAAAGACUCCGAAUAUAAAAAGAGAUAUAUUAAUGACCACGUAUUUGACAAUAAAUUAGAAUGCUUGACAGAAAGACCAAAAACCCAAUUUACAAACGACGAUAUUGAUGCAUAUAGGGAAAAACAGUUAGAGUUUAGGGACAAAAUAAAUGGAACAUCGUCUCCCGCAAUAGAUCCGGUCGAUAAAAUGAAUUUGAUUGCAAUACAAGGCGGCAUUAAAGCUCAAGGACAAUCAAUAAAAGAUUACUAUGAUAAGUUGUUAGUCCCUAAAAUAUCAUCACUUUCACAAAAACAACAUAAACACCCAUUUAAUUUAUGA
Hydra vulgaris (swiftwater hydra) is the source of this 1218-nucleotide messenger RNA. Lineage: Eukaryota; Metazoa; Cnidaria; Hydrozoa; Anthoathecata; Hydridae. The record is from RefSeq and is a predicted model, not a curated record.